AUGCUUUCUUCCUUUUCUUCCUUCUUCCUGAUUUUCUUCCUUAUCAUCCUUACAUUUCGUUCUUUCUUUUCUUGCUUGCUUCAUUCAUUCGUUCGUUUUUCAUUAGUUGUGUUCAUUAUCUAUCUAUCUAUCUAUCUAUCUAUCUAUCUACCUAUCUAUCUAUCUAUCUAUCUAUCUAUCUAUCUCAGUUUGUUCAUAUGUAUCUAUCUAUCUGGGAAAAGGACUACAAAUCUAUCUAAGGACUACCUAUCUAUCUAUCUCGGCUGUAUUCAUGUUUGUAUCUAUCUAUCUAUCUAUCUAUCUAUCUAUCUAUCUAUCUAUCAUCUGAAUCUGGAAUCUGUUUAUUUUCCCACUACCUGUUCCUUUCAUUUCCAAUAUCUUAUUUCAUUUCUUCAAACUCCUGUUGUCUAUCAUUUCUUUUCAGUUCUUUUCCAAUCUCAUUUCUCUUUAUAUCUCUCAAUCUCAAAGUCUUUAUCUUCAUCUUUAUCUCGAGUGCCUUUCCUCCUCCACGAACAAUUCUUUUCUUUCAAAUCCCGAGUUCAUUUCUCUUACAAUCUCCCGAUGUAA
This is a messenger RNA of Acanthosepion pharaonis, 567 nucleotides long. The record is from the annotation of a GenBank genome assembly. NCBI's taxonomy places the organism in Eukaryota, Metazoa, Mollusca, Cephalopoda, Sepiida, Sepiidae.